UCUUGAAGGCAAUACCACGGCAAUAUGACGACGACAAUACCACUCGUGUGUCUUGUAAGCAAUACCACGGGAAUAUGACGACGACAAUACCACUCGUGUGUCUUGUAAGCAAUACCACGGCAAAAUGACGACGACAAUACCACUCGUGUGUCUUGUAAGCAAUACCACGGCAAUAUGACGACUACAAUACCACUGGUACGUCUCCAAGGCAAUACCACGGCAAUAUGACGACGACAAUACCACUGGUACGUCUCCAAGGCAAUACCACGGCAAUAUGUCAGCGACAAUACCACUGGUACGUCUCCAAGGCAAUACCACGGCAAUGUGUCAGCGACAAUCCCACUGGUCCGUCUCCAAGGCAAUACAACGGCAAUAUGACGACGACAAUACCACUGGUACGUCUCCAAGGCAAUACCACGGCAAUAAGACGACGACAAUACCACUGGUACCUCUCCAAGGCAAUACUACGGCAAUAUGUCAGCGACAAUACCACUGGUACGUCUCCAAGGCAAUACUACGGCAAUCUGACGACGUCAAUAUGGAGACAAUAUCCACAACUUAUCAUAUUAUGGUAUGUCCAUUAAACUGUUUCUUUGUAUUUUCAGAUGACAAAAUUAAAGAUGGUUCACCAACCUGAGGAGGGGAAGACAACUAAAAAAAGAAGGAAAAAGAAGCAGGUGGCGGAAGGACAGCAAAACGUCGUCAAAUUCUCAAGUAACCAAAAGUGACGAUGUUGGUUCGAGCGACGCGUCCUCCAGCCUUGCGCAAGGUGUGAAAAUGGAUGGAGAAGCGACCUUCACCAACUCUGACUCAAGAUGGAGAACCGACCUUCACCUCGAUUGGCAAGAGAUGGAGAAGCGACCUUCACCCCGACUGGCCAGAGAUGGAGAAGCGACCUUCACCCCGAUUGGCAAGAGAUGGAGAAGCGACCUUCACCCCGACUGGCCAGAGAUUGAGAAGCGACCUUUACCCCGAUUGGCCAGAGAUGGAGAAGCGACCUUCACCCCGAUUGGCCAGAGAUGGAGAAGCGACCUUCACCCCGAUUGGCCACAGAUGGAGAAGUGACUUUCACCCUAACCUUUCCAUAACAGAGAGGCUACCUUUAACCUAACUGAUUCAAGAUGCGGAAAAACACAAGAAAAGAUCCGUGACAGCAAGUGGGUGACAUCACGAAGCAGAGGUCGCUCACAUCACUGACUAGCACGGAACUCUUCAUCUGUGAAGGUGAAAGUGGAAAUAGUGUUGGUGACAAGCGAGACUUCAAGAGAUUUUGGAAGAUGCUCCAGCGUGUCUCAUUAUGCAACCCAGCAAGGGAAGUUUAUCGGGUUGCUGGGGAUAUCCUGACAAUGAAGAUAUGAAAACGGCCCAUGUGAUGUGAUGACUUGACUCACUGUCGGAGGUCGGAAUCGGAGGUGGGAGGUCAAGGCUGCAGGCAGUUAUAUCGCCUACUGACCCUAUGUCACUAAACUUGGCCGAGACAAAAAGCGCUGAUCCUGACCUCAGUCAUAAAGACUGAAACAAGUCUCGGACUCAACAAUAAGCGGACCACUGUCUCCUCAGCCCAUUGAGUGUUCACCAAUUUGGCACCGAGUCCACGAGAGGAGAUAAUGCCUGGCACCCCGCCAUCAUACAGAGACUCUUCUUCCAGGCAGUUCCAGUGCUCUUUGAAUUCCCUGAUACCUUUCGAUUCUGUUGCGGCAACCAAGAAUUCCAGUCAUGCCAGGAUCUGCUAAUGUCUUGGACCGCAUUCAGGCAGGAUUGUGCCAUUCAUCGUAGUGAUUUUCUAGCAGUACAAGUUGUCAUAAACAUACAGGAGUCUUACUAUGUGAAGCUCAGUGAUACCAUUACAGCAUCUUGCAUGGAGUGGGAUGCCAAGCAAGUUUGUCACGCUUCGGGGAGAAUUUAGACAUGGAGUUGUGUACCUGCAGUGGAUGAUGCACUGUCUGGACUAGACAUCAGUGAGACGUGGUCACUGGGAAGCUGGUCCCGGCAGCUGGCGGAGGAGCAUGGUCAGCAGAGGUACAAUGGAAGACAUCGUGCAAUCGACACACUGGUUCGCUAAUGAGGUGAAGAAUGAAUCACUUGACGGAUGGACAGAGGAGAGGAGGAAAGACAGAUGGGAUUACUUGGUGGAGUUUGCAAGAGAUGCAGGUGAUGCUACCUUCCAAGUGAUGCUAUCGUCCAAGUUAUGCUGCUAUCUGCAUGGUGACACCAUCCUUCAAGGAGGAUACUGUCUUCAUUGCGGGAAUCUGGUCAGUGGCAUGGAGAGUGUAUGAAAGAAGCUGCUGUCAGUGCCGUGGAUAAUCUUAAUGUGUGCAGGAGUUGAACAAGACAUAUGGAUUAAUGGCUUAAUUUCAUACAGGAAGUACCGUAGGUUCACUUAUUCACAUGAUCCAGGAUGAAGAGUCUUCAAGGUCUACCUGGUUGUCAUGGUGACAGAUAACACAGAAUGGCGCUCAGCUUGCAGACUACCAACAGGGGGCGCUGUGCAUGAAUGGCAGUCGAGGCGAUGAACACUCGUACUACUACAGCGGCUUACAAGACCGGUACACAUUCCCGGAUCUGGCUUUCCCUCGUGAUUCGGUGCUUACCUGGACAAAAACAGAUUGGUUUUUAAAUAGCCAAGCUUUUAACUUCUCAUGAGAUAUGGGUACGAUUGUUGGUUUUACUACGGAGAGCGGAGUAUUGAUCAGAAUGGCUCGGUGCGGGAGGCUGAGAGAGUCGUGGAGGCUGUAGCUGACUAUAUUGACCCGGUGGAAGGAUGCUGGCCGUGGGGAUUGUACGAGAGCUUCUGGGGAUGUGCUGUGGCUUGGCAGUAUGGAGGAUGGGUCGUGGGGAUUGUACAAGUGCUUCAGGGAAUUGGUGCAGGUAACGUUAAACGGUCUGAAACUUUUGCCCCCAUUCUCAAGCCCAGCAAUUUCUCUGUUUGGUUUCAUAAGCUCAGGUUAUAAUUGUCAGGCAAGUAUCUGCUGUGUUCACGGAGGUUUGGGUAGAGCCUAAAAGGGUCUCCACCGCCUGCUGGCCAUUUUCAUUAGAGUCCUUGACAGAGAUCUAGAUAAGUUGUGAAUUUAUGUACAAUAAGCACAAAAAAUCGCUAUUAAAUGUGGGCAGUCCAGAAAGUUUUAGACUAACCAACAAAAAUAACGAAAGGGUCAACAUAAGAGUGGUAGUGUUGAUUGUAAGUGCUCAGAAAAUAACAGUAAACUGGUGGAUUGUCAACUUAGUAACUUUAUCUCCCAACCAUCAGGCGUGCAACUUUUCAAAACUGAUGACCCGUCAGCAAAAUAGACUGUCUCGGACUGUCGGGCAGGCAGGUAUUCCAAACACUGCCAUAACCAAGUUAAUCUUGAGUUGCUUGCAAACGAAUACUCAUUAAAAAAACCCCAGUAAUAUACCAACACUGUACGUAAUUAGCCUAUUUCUGAUUGCAUACCCGUAUGAGAAGCCAAUUAAAUGGGAACCUAGUGUUUGCAAGAAAAUACUGACAGUCCUGUAAAGUUUCCGUCUCUGUAGAGGGCGUUGGGACGCUAAUUGGAAGAGGGCACUUGGUACGGUACAUGGAUGUUAAAAAGUGAUGAAAUAUAGCAGUCAUCCUGUAUGUCAUUUUGAUGCCUCAAAUUUGCAAUUUCAUAUUAAGAUCUUGUUGGGACUCGCUUCUUUUGGAAACACUUGGAUGACUCGUUAUGGGAAUUUCUGAAAGCAACAAGAUAUUUUACAGCCUUUGUUUGACAUCAGUUUAAUAGCUUGAAAACUUGAUCUCUGAAGGUUUGACUGUAUUCUAGUGUUGAAAUAACAUGCUUAUUUAAGUGAGAGUUGUUGAUGGUGUUUUAAGACAUGUCUCAUUCCAAAAUUUAAUUGAGAAUUUAAAAGGUUUUACACAACAAUUAUUUGAGAAAAAAUUGACACUGUCUAACGAGUUUUGCUUUCCGGUAUGCAGUAUACCUGACAUACUGUACAGACGGCUUUGUAUGUUUCAGAGAGGGACACGUACCUCCCUUGGCUGGGUGCUGCUGAUUUGCUUCAUUGAACCUGCAGCUGAAGCCACAACUGCUGAUAUUAUAGGUCUGGUGAAAUAAACUGAACAAGAAUAGUUUGGGGUUAGGAAAUAUGUUUAUGUUCUUUACAUUUUAAAAAAACUCGGGAAGAGCUGGAGGAAGUAAGAGCUUGAUAACGGUGUAAGAAUCUGCUAUAUGCAAUAAACAAGAAGUGCUUAUCCAUAAAGUUGUGUUUUCUCCCAAAACAUAUCCCCCCAAACAAUGAUGAUCCCUAACUAUUUUUGUUCAGUACAGCAUACUUCUAUUAAUGUGAGUCUACGUGUCAGGUUUUAGUGAGUGAGUGAUAAUUGCUUUAUGUUGAACCAGGCCUCUAUUAAGGGACUGAUGCUGUAACUGUCGUAAGUUGAAGUGAUAUAUAGUAACACACAGCCUUCUUUUGAGUCAUAUAUAAUAUAUAUGCAGCUAUAAUGUUCCCCACCAUAAGUCCUGUAGGAAUCACAAUGAAGACCCAGGCUAACAGUUGGAGCAACCCAUGCUUGUUGCAAGAAGCUACUAACAGAUGGAAUCGUCCAGCUCGCUGACUUGGUUCAUGCAUGUCAUUGUAUCCCAGUUGCGUGGAUUGUUGCUCAUGAUGUCAAUCACUGAAUAAGCUGGUACAGACUCGAUGAUUUACAGACCACAGUCAUAUAGCUGGAAUAUUGCUGAGAGCAGCGUAUAAUAACAAACAAACUGUCCAAAUUAACAGUACAGGUUGACUAGCGACACUUUUCCUGUGCCACUAGUGUGAAAAUAGGAGGCUAACAGAGCUUGUGGGAAACUAAGGUGUUGGACUUUUAGCUCUGCCUUUAACAGAGGGGCAUGGUAAUUGGCCAACAACAUGAUUGUAAGGCUACAACUAUCUUAAAUCCAUGAGAAAGAACAUAAGAUGGUUGUAGCACUGAGGUAACUUGAGGCCUGGUCCAGAGAGCUAAGUAUGUAAGUGACACUAGUUGUAGCCCAGAGGUAAGGCCUGGUCCAGAGAGCUAAGUAUGUAAGUGACAAUGGUUGUAGCCCAGAGGUAACACGUUGGCCUGGCCCAGAGAGCUAAGUAUGUAAGUGACAAUGGUUGUAGCCCAAAGGUAACACGUUGGCCUGGCCCAGAGAGCUAAGUAUGUAAGUGACAAUGGUUGUAGCCCAGAGGUAACACGUUGGCCUGGCCCAGAGGGCUAAGUAUGUAAGUGACAAUGGUUGUAGCCCAGAGGUAACACGUUGGCCUGGCCCAGAGAGCUAAGUAUGUAAGUGACAAUGGUUGUAGCCCAGAGGUAACACGUUGGCCUGGCCCAGAGAGCUAUACUGCUUGUUGAUUGCAGUGUACAGCAAGUGUAAACAUAGGUUUGUUCUUCUCAAUUUCACUGGAACUGUUGGUUGCAAUACGUUGUAGAAUGGUAAACUUUGACUUUAAUAAAAACAUACCAGUACAAAGGUUGAAAAGUAAUGUCUAAAUUGAUUCACAGAACAAUAGAAAACAAUGUGCAAGAAUGAGUUGGGCCCUCUUUUCUUUGGGAAGAUCUUGAACCCGGCUGUAGAAAUUUUAUGUCACUUCAGACACUUUGUCCCCCGGAUCUCUGUGGGUACAGUGCAUGUAAGUUGUCUUCAUCUCUGGUUCCCAAAUCUCUCUCUCUGAAUGUUGCCUUGAAAAAAGGGAGGAGUGUCUUGUCCAUCAUUCUAACAAGCAUAAUUGAUUAGGAUGAAUGUUAUCAUUAAGGACAAACAAUUAAAUGGUUUUGUUUAUUUUACAACCUUAUUCCUCUGAAUAUGUUUUCUCCCUGUGAUUAAAGUCAGAAAGAAACUGUGACAGCAAUAUAUUCAGCUGAUAAAAUUCUAUAAAAAAUGACGAUCCUUAUCAAACAUUCCAAUUUUUGCCCUGAGAUUUGAAUAUCUUUGACCUUUUCAAGGUCAGAGGUGUAAAAUUUCAGUGGCAAAGAUUUGAAUGUGCUUUUUUUUUAAAACUCUGAAAAUGGCCUUGACCUUUGACCCCACACAUGUUUCUGUUUCCUGGUCAAAGGUCAAGGGUCAUAGAUAACAUAACAUGUCUGCAUGUGUCUGCACAUUUAGAGAAGAUCAGCAACACAAGAGCUUAUUUUAUUGCAGACAGAGUAAAUACAGCAAGUAAGAUAAAACUGUCUCAGUAGGUUAUUUAAAGCUUCUUGGGUAGAAACGUUGGUUCUUUAGUAAUGUUAUUAGUCAUUCAGAGGUCAAAGGUUAUCAAUAUUAACUUAUCAUUUAGGAAUUUUAUAGCUGUGGAUCUGGGUUAAGCUUUAUAAAAUUAAAAAAUGUAUCAUCUGUGAAUGCAAGUAUAACUGUUGCUUGCUAUGUUAUAAUUUUAAUAAUUUGGGAAAUAUAGCUCUGUUAGGAAAAAGAGUAAUAUUCAACAAUCAUAUUGUUUAAUCAUAAAAAAUCAUUAGUUUUGUUCAUUUAAUUUUCCAUUUAUCUAUCAUUAUGUUUCUUCAUCUUCUCUUUCUGGUGUCCUGCCAUGGUAUUGCUGAGUAUUGCUGAAGGAGCUUAAAAUUCACUCACUCAUGACUGAUGCUUUAUGGUAUGCUUCUGUUAUUUUCAUUCAUUUGCUCUAUUUUUAUCACCCAAAUAAUUUGUUCUUUUUCAUCUAUGCACAUUUAGCCACGUUGGACCCAAAGUCAUCAUUAGACUAUUGUCUAUCUUUUCUCCAUAUUCAUUCAUUAUUCAUCAGUCAUUCCUCCAUGUACAUUUAUUCAAUCUUUCUUUCGUCUAUCAUUUCUCCAUGUACAUUUAUUCAAUCUUUCUCUCAUCUAUCAUUUCUCCAUGUACAUUUAUUCAAUCUUUCUUUCGUCUAUCAUUUCUCCAUGUACAUUUAUUCAAUCUUUCUCUCAUCUAUCAUUUCUCCAUGUACAUUUAUUCAAUCUUUCUUUCGUCUAUCAUUUCUCCAUGUACAUUUAUUCAAUCUUUCUUUCGUCUAUCAUUUCUCCUUUGUACAUUUAUUCAAUCUUUCUUUCUUCUAUCAUUUCUCCAUGUACAUUUAUUCUUUCUUUCGUCUAUCAUUCCUCCUUUUUACAUAUAUUCAUUCUUUCUUUCAUCAACAUUCUUCCUGGUACAUUUAUUCAAUCUUUCUUUCAUGAUCAAUCAUUCCUCCAUGUACAUUUAUUCAAUCUUUCUUUCACCUAUCAUUCCUUGUACAUUUAUUCAUUCUUUCUUUCUAUCAUCAAUCAUUCUUCCUUGUACAUUUAUUCAUUCUUUCUUUCAUGAUCUAUCAUUCCUCCAUGUACAUUUAUCCAAUCUUUCUUUCACCUAUCAUUCCUCCGUGUACAUUUAUUCAUUCUUUCAUCUCUCAUUCCUCCGUGUACAUUUAUUCAAUCUUUCUAUCAUCUCAUUCCUACGUGUACAUUUAUUCAUUUUUUCUUUCAUCUUUCAUUCCUCCUUGUACAUUUAUCCAAUCUUUCUAUCAUCAAUCGUUCCUCCUUGUACAUUUAUUCACUUCACAGAUAGAUACAGUUCACAGAACAUUGCUAUCAAGUAUUUAACUCCUGACUGCAUGACUGACAGUCUGAUGAAUCAACUCACUCACUCACUCUCUCGGUCUCUGGUGUCGCUGCCUUCACUCAUCCAAACUUUCAUCACUAAUUUUCCCUCUUUUCCUUAUUUAAUUAAAGGAGUUGGGAUGUCAUUUCAAUUUUGUUUUCAUUUAAUACAAAUGUCAGUGUUUUCUGCAAGAUCAGGAACAAACAAUAAUACAGAUUUCUGUUCAUUUGUCCAUUGUAGCAUUAUUAUUAUUUUCUUCCUUAUUAUCAUCAUCAUCAUCAUUGUUGUCAUUAUGAUUGGGGGCGGUCGGGAAGCCUAGUGGUUAGAGCGUUCAAUCGUCACGCCGAAGACC
Messenger RNA from Haliotis rufescens (red abalone), 7878 nucleotides. RefSeq lists its product as uncharacterized. The coding region runs from base 6772 to 7845 and encodes 357 amino acids. The transcript has 17 exons. The record is from RefSeq and is a predicted model, not a curated record. NCBI's taxonomy places the organism in Eukaryota, Metazoa, Mollusca, Gastropoda, Lepetellida, Haliotidae.